AUGGACAUGCACGCGGACUACCUCGCGCACCGAGAGCAUGGCAUCUCCGCCGACGCUGUGGCGGACCUCGCUCUCUUAGACGCCCUCACCGGUCCCGUUCCACUUUCUCAGAACAAGUUCAAGAGAAGAGAUCAGGACCUCGACCCGCUUCUCCUCGCUUCUGUAGCAGCCGCAUCUCCUACGCGACACCACUACACUCAUGAUUUCUUCCCUGCCGUGGACAUGCCCAAGGCCGAGGGCUCAUAUGACUGGACCAAGUGGAAGGGCGACGUGAAGCAUGGCAAGCGCCUGCCAUACGUGAGCCAACAGGCUCCCCGGUCCCAUCGACUGCAGAAGGAGAACGCGGCGCUGCAACCGGCGGAGAACUUGCCCUCCCCGCGUGAGCGCGCUCAGUCAUCUGCCGUGCCGGCGGUAUCUGCCUCGGCGCCUACGCUCCCGCCGAAGCCCGAGCUCGAAGUACGCUGUAUGGCGCGCACUCGUGUCCCGACCCCGCACGGCCCUGUCUUCCUGCACCUCUACCACAAUAAUCGCGACAACAAGGAGCAUCUGGCCCUUGUCGUCGAUCCCGCUCAGUUUGAAGAGGGGUCAUCACUCGCACCACCCAUCCGCUCGCGUACGCUUGAUGCUGUUUGGAGCGAGAACGAGACCGACAUGGACCGCAUCGUCCGCGGCGCAUACACCGGACGCCUCGGCCCGAAUUCGCGCACUGUAGCGCCCAGCCAACCCGCGGCGCCUACAUCUCUGCAUCCAGCACUACCUGCUCCUCUCGUGCGUAUGCACUCGGAGUGCUUCACGGGCGAGACUGUCGGUAGCAUGCGCUGCGACUGCGGCGAGCAACUUGACGAGGCUCUCAGGCAGAUGGCACAGCCCAUCACAGUGCCGGGCGUUGGGACGAUUCCCGGUCGUGGCGUUGUUGUGUACAUGCGCCAGGAAGGCCGUGGGAUCGGGUUGUUGUCCAAGAUUCGCGCAUAUAACUUGCAGGAUCUGGGGCACGACACUGUGCAGGCGAACCUCAUGCUUGGUCACGGAGCGGACGAGCGAGGUUACGAGGUCGCCGUUGGGAUCAUGCGUGAUCUUGGUUUGGGAGGCAAGGAGGGGCAGGGAGAGGGUAUGCGGUUAUUGACGAAUAAUCCGGACAAGGUUCAAGCGCUGGAGGCGGAGGGCUUGCGCAUCCUUGAGCGCGUACCGAUGGUGCCUCGGAGUUGGCAAAAGCGGGUGCACGCACAUGCGGAGCCGCAUAUAGCAGGCGAGGACGAUGUCGAGGAGGAGAGGAUACCCGGCGCGACGAUGAUCGGCGGUGAGGUUACGCAUGGGGAGGACUUGGACAAGUACUUGCGGACCAAAGUGUUGCGCAUGGGCCACAUGCUACCCUUGCACCACAGCGACCUCGACCGAUCAUGA
Molecule: messenger RNA, 1401 nt
Organism: Peniophora sp. CBMAI 1063
Lineage: Eukaryota; Fungi; Basidiomycota; Agaricomycetes; Russulales; Peniophoraceae
Source: the annotation of a GenBank genome assembly